AUCUUCUCUUCCUCUGUUCUACCAACAAAAUUUCAGUUCUAAUUUCAGUGCUUUUUUUUUCACUCUCUUUUUCUCAAAACCCAUGACUACUACUACUAUUACUACUACCUCUACCUUCUUCCUCUCAUCGCCACCAUUACCAUUACCAUUACCACGUUUCUCUACAAGUUCCCAACCCUUAUUACCAUUACCAACUCGCUCCUUCCCCUUCACACUCAAAUCUAUCUCUAACACUUCUCUUAUCGCCCAACCUCCCUCUAGGUCUAAAAACAACCCGUUCUUAACCCGCGCCGACGACGGCGAUGGCGACGGCGAAGGCGCCGGCCCCGACGACUACGAAAUGGACGAGGACGAAUUGGAAGAGGUCGACAACAAGAAGGACUUCGACAUCGAGUACGAGCCGUUGACUGCGGCCGCCGCCGCUUCAGCUGCCGGCGGCGACGAGGACAUUGCGAUGGUGCCGAGCAAUAGCUUCGUGUCCACGCAGGGUUGGGACUCCGAGACGGUCGUGGAUUACAGAAUCAACGAAGAGGAGUUUCACAAGAUUAGCUUGUUAGAUUGCGAUUUCUUCAUAAGGAAGCCACCUGACCCUGACAAUGAUGUCUAUGAUUUCAGGGAGAUGUAUGUUACUCCUCCAGAUACAGAUGUUUAUUCGAUCCCCAAGAUUCUCGCUCCAAUGCCUCAAAAGUACAUUAGAUGUGCGCAAAGUGAUUAUGGAUGCUACAAUGUGACAGAGCCACCUAUUGAUGCACCUAGAGAUCCUCUAUAUAAAACAGAGAGGGAGAUCCAGAAGGCAUACUUGACAAAACACUACAAAAAUCGGAGGCUGGGUGACCCUGAGUUUGUGCUAGAUUUUGAGGAGAUUUAUGUUAUUGAUUCCAAAACUAAGUCAAUUACCAGAGCCAAAGUUCUGGUCACAGCUGGAGCUGGAGGGAGAAAAAGAGAUAGAAAGAGCGACUUGCUUGUUAUAUCUGAUAAUGGGAACUCCUUCAAAAUAAUACAUGCGAGUGAACAAGAUGAUCCGACAACUAUCAUAGAAAGGGAGGAGUGGAAAACUACUAGACAAGACAUGGAGAGGCACCUUAGAAAGCUAAGAGACUUCAGCAUUUCAAAUUGGUUUUGAUUUAUGAUUACGUAUUCAAAGACUGCCCCAUGGGUAUGCACAACAUGAUGGGGAGGUCCAGCGUGGGCACUCGUAUACAGGCAAUUUGACUUAACCUGCCAUUUUUGAAAUUGUGUGCAAGUUGCCUGAUCUUGUGUAUAUUCUGUUGUUGUAACUUGUUAGAGAUGCGGCUGUUGGAAUUCAGUGAUCUAUAAGAGUGAUCUGCCAAUAUACUGUUGUGACCUACAGUUGAAUGUUCUCUCUAUUUGGAUAUAUGCCUUGGAUCUUGGGUCAACCUCUGAUCAAACCUAUUUGUGAGGGGAGAAUAUGAUGUUUUUGUUUCUUCACUGAUGUAUUUAUCUGCUAAUGAGCACAUGUAAUCACAGUUCGAACUUCAACAAAUUGAUUCUAAGGCUGUCCUUGUUAGAUGGGGUGAAGGUGGAUGAUAGAGAAGGAAAUGAAAAUGAGAUAGAAAGUUGUUCUUUUAUUU
Molecule: messenger RNA, 1592 nt
Organism: Gastrolobium bilobum
Lineage: Eukaryota; Viridiplantae; Streptophyta; Magnoliopsida; Fabales; Fabaceae
Product: PLASTID TRANSCRIPTIONALLY ACTIVE protein 6, chloroplastic
Exons: 6
Coding region: 83-1123 (346 amino acids)
Cellular component (GO): plastid-encoded plastid RNA polymerase complex
Source: RefSeq, a predicted model, not a curated record